UGCUGCAGGGAGGAGCAACCAGAGUGCAGUUGAGCUGAGCUGAGCAUCACAGACUGCAUUCAAGGAAACGGGCAAACGCAGCACUUUUUUUUGAGUUUCCAUAAUGUUCUAGCUUCCGUACAGCACCCGUCUUUAAUACGAAGAAAUAUAUAUAUAUUUCGAUGAGGAACCUAAUGGAAGCCGUUUGUCUUUGAGAUGCUGGGAAUCUCUGCCCAGUGAAGGGAGACCCCCCCAAUUGUUUCCUGCGCCAAGAACUGUAAAGUGGUCAUUACAUCGCAUCUGUGAUGAACAGCAAGCAGUGAGUGUGAGGAAGUGUCAGAGGAUGCUCCUGAUCUGCGGGGCCCAGUGCUGAGGGAGGUCCACGGAGCCACCUGGUGCCCACCAUGUCUCACCACCAACACUAUCAACGAGGCCCCCACGGCCGCACCAUGAGCUCUGAGGAGAGGAGCUCCCCGCCAGUCAACAAGACCUCCACGCCGGUUCACAAGAGCGCCUCCUCCUCUUCCUCAUCCCAGCGCGACAGCCGGCAGGAGGCAGACAGCUGGGAGAUCAUUGAGGGGCUGAAAAUUGGCCAAAGCAACGUCCAGAGGCCCGAUAAACAUGAGGGUUUUAUGUUGAAGAAGCGGAAAUGGCCCCUGAAAGGCUGGCACAAGCGUUUUUUUGUUCUGGACAACGGUAUCCUGAAGUACUCCAAGUCCCCCAUUGAUAUCCAGAAAGGCAAACUUCAUGGCAGCAUCGACGUCGGCCUCUCAGUCAUGUCCAUCAAGAAGAGAGCCCGUCGCAUCGACCUGGACACUGAGGAGCAUAUCUAUCACCUGAAGGUCAAAUCUCAAGACAUCUUUGAUGCCUGGGUGUCCAAGUUGCGUCAUCACCGGCUUUACCGACAGAACGAGAUUGUGCGAUCUCCCCGGGAGGCCACCAUGCGAACGUUUCCUCCCCCAACUGCCGUGGAGUCCCCCCAACCUGCCUCGAGUGUGGUAUGUGAUGCCAAGCAGGCCAAGCCAAGCAGCUUGCCGUGGCAGCCGGUGGCCCCCAGUAGCAACAGCAACAGCAGCCUGCCUGCCUCCUACAGUAACGGCCAGAGCAAGGUGGUUGCUUGGCUGCAGGAAUCAGAGGAGAUGGACAAGUGCGCAGAGGAGCUCGCACGAUGUCAGUCCAACCUGACUGAGCUGAGCCGGCUACUGCAGAGUUUGGAGAUUCUACAAAGGACACAGUCAGCGCCCAAUUUCAUAGAUAUGCAGACCAAUUGUGUAGAAAUGUCAAAGAAAGAGAAGCGCUUGAACAGAAGAUGGAGAACAAAAAGUGUUGGCAAAGACGCAAAAUUCCAGCUUCAGGUCCCUCUGUCUGCCAGCAUGUCCCCUGUCCGCCUCCACUCAUCCAACCCUAACCUGUGUGCCGAGCUGGUUGACUUUCAACCCCCCGUCUCUCGGCUGACAGACAGUGUAGAGUAUGCUAGUGACUACAUUAAACUUCAAGAGGAAUUCUGCACCAUCGCCCAGAAAGUCCACUCUCUGCUGAAGUCAGCCUUCAACACAGUAGCCAUAGAGAAAGAAAAGAUCAAACAGAUUCUGUCUGACCAGGAGCACUUGGACCAAUCAGCCCAGAUCAACUCUCUCAGGAAGUCUCUGUCACAGGCCCUGUCCCAAAACGCAGAACUUCGAACCCGACUCAACCGCAUCCACUCUGAAUCUGUCCUGACUGAACAAGUUGUCAGUGUGAACAUCAUCUCCACGCCUGAUGAGGCUGGAGAACAGAUGGGGAUCCCUCUGACUCAGCAGGCCUCUAAUGAGAGCCGACUCUCCAUGUCGGAGUCUGUUUCUGAGUUCUUUGAUGCCCAGGAAGUGCUUCUGUCAGCCAGCUCGUCGGAAAAUGAGGGCUCAGACGAUGAGUCAUAUGUCAGCGAUGUGAGCGAUAACAUUUCCGAGGACAACGCCAGUGUGACCGAUAACGUCUCCAGACAAAUGGCCAACGGAGACUUUGCUGGCAGUGCCUUCCGUAAUGGGCGGCGCAGCUGCCUGCCAGCGCCAUGUCCCGACACCAGCAACAUCAACCUCUGGAACAUCUUGAGAAACAACAUCGGCAAGGACUUGUCCAAAGUGUCCAUGCCUGUGGAGCUCAACGAGCCCCUCAACACACUGCAGCGUAUGUGUGAAGAGCUGGAGUACAGCGAGCUGCUGGACAAAGCUGCUGAGACUGAGGAUCCCUUUGAACGCAUGGCUCUCGUUGCUGCUUUUGCUGUCUCAGGCUACUCAUCCACUUACUACAGAGCAGGAAGUAAGCCAUUCAACCCGCUACUCGGAGAGAGUUAUGAAUGUAUUCGGGAAGACAAAGGCUUCUGUUUUUUCUCUGAACAGGUGAGCCACCACCCUCCCAUCUCCGCCUGCCACUGUGAGUCCAAGAACUUCACCUUCUGGCAAGAUGUGAGAUGGAAAAACAAGUUCUGGGGAAAAUCGAUGGAGGUUUUACCGAUCGGGACCGUGAAUCUCACGAUUCCCAGGUUUGGAGAUCACUAUGAAUGGAACAAAGUCACCACCUGUGUGCACAACAUCCUCAGUGGACGACGGUGGAUCGAACACUACGGGGAGAUAACCAUCAGAAACAUAAAGAGCAGCGCUUGCCUCUGCAAACUUACCUUCGUCAAGGGAAACUACUGGAGUUCUAAUGUGAAUGAGGUUCAAGGAUUUGUAAUGGAUCAAGAAGGGAAAGUGAUCCACAGGCUUUUUGGAAAAUGGCAUGAGGGCCUUUACUGUGGUGUCCCACCUUCUGCCAAAUGCAUCUGGAGGCCAGGCUCCAUGCCCACAAACUAUGAGCUGUACUACGGCUUCACCAGGUUCGCUAUUGAACUGAAUGAGCUUUGCCCCGAGUUGAAAGAUGCUCUGCCCCGUACAGACGCCCGAUUCAGGCCCGAUCAAAGGCACCUGGAGGAGGGGAACUUGGAGAUGGCAUCCUCAGACAAGCAGCGCAUUGAGGACCUGCAGAGAGUCAGGAGGAGGUGGAACGAGGAGAACAACAUCAAACUGGAGCCACGCUUCUUCAAGAAAGUGGUUGAUGCCAAUCACAGGGAGAGGUGGGUCUCUAACAACACGUACUGGGAGCUCCGCAAAAACCCAGGCUUUAUCAAUAUGGAAUCUACAGUGAACCUGUGGUAGCACACGGAUUGCCAUGUCCAUCAUAUCGUCCUCACAGACAAGACGGCCGUAACCUAUGCACAAUAAGGUGUUAAGAGAAACACGUUAACGAUGAAAUAUCCAUGUGCAGGGAUAUUAGCGACUGCAGAGCGGAGGGAUGGCCUGAUGCCAAGCGACCCUGUUGAGGUUCUGUGGCACUGCCACAUGGUCAUCCAUCCAUGGAAACAUCCUGUAGGAUCACCUUCAUUGUGCUUGUGGAAGCUGGGUUGUCAGGGCAACAAUCGUACCACUCCUAUGUAGAUCUUUCCUCAGCUUUUUUGACUUCUGAGUAUGUCCUUGCCUUAAAAAGACAUCCAUACAAGUCACACGAUUUAGCGCUUUUUCGUUGAGGCCAUUCGAUUUGUGACAGCAGUUUGGGUUAGACUAGUCUAUGAAGUAGACCUUUUGACAAUACCUAUGUGCAUGUUUAGAGAGCCGCAUUUAUUAUAUCAUCAAUUAUUGUAGAAAAAAAGGUAUUUUUAUAAAAUAUCUUGGACUCAGAAUUUAGUGAAAUAGUAUGUGAAUUGGCAGAUUUUAUUUAUUUUUGCCAUUUAAUACGGUUGAAUCUGUGUGAUAGCAGUAUUCUCUCUCGGGAAACAACUCAUUUAAAAUUAAUCUCGACUGCAGCAGAGGAAGUAUGGCGUCCAUACAUGGAAUUUUUAAUGAAUAUAAUCAAACAGCGGCUCUCAAAGCUUAUCAUGAUUUGGAAGCAGAAGUAGGUAUUAAAAUGUAAAUCCUAUUCGGGUUUUUGGGACACGUGAUGCAGGAGAAACUUUUUUUUUUAUGGUCAACACAGAUCUGUCACGGAGUCCAGUUUCUCCUCACAGUUGAGAUUCUGUGUAAAUAGAGGGACAACCUCAUGCGCCCACCCCUGCCCCACUGUCUAAUUUUAAACAUUGUUACAUGAAACCAACUCUUCUGAAUCACACGGUUACAUAAAUACACACAUAACUCCCUCCAUUUAUAGUAGGCACACCAUACUGUAUAGCGUGUAAAAAACUCAAAAAAGAAGCUGUAGUAGGUUGUACGGACUGUGAAGCCCUUGGAAACACUUUGAUCAACAUUUUGGGCUUUAUAAAUAGACUUGACAGUGAAACAUGAGGAAAACAGUCACAUAUUUCAUAUUUUGUUCU
This is a messenger RNA of Perca fluviatilis (European perch), 4300 nucleotides long. It is a transcript of the gene osbpl6, whose product is annotated as oxysterol binding protein-like 6. Bases 384 to 3149 code for a protein of 921 amino acids. Gene Ontology annotation, molecular function: cholesterol binding. Gene Ontology annotation, cellular component: plasma membrane; cytosol; perinuclear endoplasmic reticulum. The record is from RefSeq and is a predicted model, not a curated record. The transcript is spliced from 23 exons. Lineage: Eukaryota; Metazoa; Chordata; Actinopteri; Perciformes; Percidae.